This is a messenger RNA of Eucalyptus grandis, 1153 nucleotides long. RefSeq lists its product as uncharacterized. The transcript has a single exon. NCBI's taxonomy places the organism in Eukaryota, Viridiplantae, Streptophyta, Magnoliopsida, Myrtales, Myrtaceae. The coding region runs from base 235 to 1062 and encodes 275 amino acids. The record is from RefSeq and is a predicted model, not a curated record.
CUCCUCCUCCAUCUCCCAAAACCACCACUCUCUCGCACUUCCUCCCCUACUUUCUCACCAGCAGCCACUAAAACCUUGCUCUCUCACCAGUCACCUCCCUUAUGCUUUUCCCGUCACUCCACUCUCACUCCAACACUGAUCCAAUAAUUCUCCUCGUUCGAGUCCGUUCCUCCCAUAUCAACAGUCGCGCUUUCUCUCUGUCUUUUCUCGAGAAAACAGAGACGCUUACCAAGCAUGGACGCUCGCGAGUUCAGCGCGGUCAAGGCCGAGAAAGCCAGGUCUCUGCGCCGGUACCCGAGAAACAAGAUGUUGAAGGCUUUCCUCCGCGUCUCCGAAAUCUGCGCCGCGCUAUUCCUGCUGGCGUACUACUCCUCUGGGAUUUCUCUCUCUGCCGCCACCACCGGCGAUUCUUUUGGCCGUGUGGUCGCUCUUCUUGCCAAGCCGCUCUCCGUCUUCCUCCUCAGCAAUGCUAUCAUCAUAACCGUAAUUGUCUUGUCCGGCAAGGACACGGAGCGCAGGCCGGUGCGCGAUGUCUACGAUGAGUAUAUUGCUCACCGGAGGACCUUCCCAAGGAACUCAACAGCGACAGAGACAUUGCCAGAGGAGACCGCUGUUGACAAACAGAUCGUGCUAUACUCAUCUCCUCCUGUUUGCGAAAACACAGCUCCUACGGCGACGGAUCUAGAGGCCCAUCGCGAUGAGGCGACUGCUGAAGUCACAGAGACCAAUCGGGUUGUUGAGAAACUACCGGUGGUCCCUUUGGCGAAGCAGUGCAGAAGGACACAAACAAUGGCGACCACGAGGGUACAGAGAGAGCUUCGGCUAUCGUCAUCCAGGAGCGACAGCGGGCUGCGCAAUAGGGCGGUGCUUCACAGGAGGCCCUGUGCAGUGGAGGAAUUGAGCGAUGAGGAGUUCAACCGGAGGGUGGAGAAGUACAUAGAGCGGACAAGAAUGUUAUUGCGCAAGGAGAAGAUGGCGAAUGCGAUGAAGGAGGGUUACAAAGCAAUUGGUUAUCAUUCUGUCUGGAUGAGUCACGGCAGAGACACCGAGACCAUAGCUUAGGGCAAAUAUAGCGAAGAUGGUCAAAUUGAAUCGGCUAGACUGAUGUGCAUAUGUAUAGCGAUGAAUUUUCAAUGAUGAUGCGCAUAUUAGA